UCAGGUGGAUGUGCUCCUUUGUCUCUAAGGACCUCUUUUUUGGGCUUCUUGCCUGGAGCUCCCGGAAGCUGCCUUCGAGGACUCUCGGUUUAAUUGCUUUUGCAGUUUUGUCCUGUUAAGAUCCAGAAACCCUAGAGGCCAUGCCUCAUUCGCUGCAGGGUCCGUGGCAGGAUAUGUGGUUCCAGUCCGAGCAUGGAUUGAACCUUCUGACAAAGCUUCAUUAAGUGUGGCCACAGCUCUGUAAUCAGAAGAGAUUCCCCCAUACCUUCCUGCUUUUAAAAUGGUACCUGAUAGUCCAGGUUUGCAUACCCAUGAAUUAGAAACUGCCAACACAUGAACAGUUUUAAAUAAUUUAAUAUUCCUGCCUUGAGUUAUUAAAAAUUAAGGAAUGUGUUUUCCUUGGUGAGGUUAAAAUAUGAAUACAAAUUUUUAAAAAUAACCCUGAUUCUGCACAAGAAAAUACACAUAAGAGGUCUGUGCUGAGGCACCUGUUUGUGUGGUUUGCUGUAUGAUGUGGUCUUGCCUGAUUGGCAGAGUCGGCGACAAGAUAUGAAGACAGACCUCGGGAUGGGCCUGGAUCUGGACUUAGACCCCAGCCAAGAUGACCUGCCCCUCAAAGCAAACACCAACCACAUGCUGGUGAAGCACUAUGUGCUUGACCUGACAGUUCACUUUGAGAAGAAGGUCUUUGAGGGCAGUGUGUUCCUGUUCCUGGAGACAGGAAAAGGGGCUGGGGAGUUUUGCGAUGGAGACUCAGGUACUGCUGGGAAAUCCCACGUCAUGCCAGUGAUCGAUCUGGGGGUGUCUAAGGUGCCCAUUGCUGAGCAGUCUGCCUCCGAUGCAUCGGACACUGCUUGUGGUGGAAGUCACAGACAGCUCACCUCUGACUGUGCUGGUUGUCAUGGUGAUGGUUUGACAGAGAACUCCUGGGAGAAUGAGAGUAGUGGUGACUUCAUUCUGGUGUUGGACUGCUGUGACCUGGCUGUGACUCGGGUGGAAGAGGUGGACGUGACUUUAGUGCCAGGUAUGGAGGCUUUCCGGGUAAAGGAUGAGGGGGGUGUGAGCUCUGCCUGCCCCUCUGCUCCACUGUUGCAGGGCCUUAUGUCUCUGCCUGCUGCAUGCUGGGAGCAGCAGCAUAGCCUCUACUAUCAUUGCAGUCGAGCUCCAACUCCCAGUGGAGCCGGAACUCUCUUGUUCCACACUGACAAAUGGAGUCUGCAGAUUAGGAAGAAGGGUGUUCGAACUCCUCACAACUUUCCCCGCAGCCUGAGGAUCUGGUAUGAGACCAAGCCUGAGGGAAGCUCAGUAAGAUGGACCAAGGACCAGAGUGGCAGGCUUUGUGUUUACACCGUAGGCUGCCCGAUCAACAACAGAGCCCUCUUCCCAUGUCAGGAGCCUCCAGUCGCCAUGUCAACCUGGCAGGCUCGGGUACAGGCACCCAGUGACUGUGUGGUCCUGCUAAGUGGGGAGAAUGAGGCUGAUCCUGUCCCACAAGAAAAUGGGUUCUCAUGCUGGGAAUAUUAUGUCACGAUGCCAAUGCCUGCCUCCACUUUCACCCUUGCGGUUGGCUGCUGGGUAAUGGCCAAGGUGAAACCUGUCUCAGGAGAACAGGCAAUGGCAACCUCAGCAGCACACGCACAGCAGGGUUCAUUAUCAGAGAAGAAGCAGACCUCAAGUGACGGGACUCUUGGGGAACGUCUUAUCAAAGCUGCCAGGUUUCUUUGUGAGGCAGAUAACUCAAUUCUGACCAGCAAUGUGCCAAACAAAGGCUCUGAGAUGGAUUACUUUUGCCUGAACCUCCACCCGUGCUCCCAUGUGGAUUUCCCCUGCCGCUUCCCCAGUGCUGCUGCCCAGGCCCAGGCAGUGAUCCCCUACCGGGUUUUUGCUCCUUCAUGCCUUCUGCAGCGGGCAGAGGACAUGCUCCUCCCCUUGCUGAGCCCCUGUCUGGCUGCUGCCUUCUCCUUCUUGGGGGUUCACCCCUUCUCCCGCCUCGAUGUGCUCAUUGUACCUGCUGAGUUCCCCAGCCUUGGAAUGGCCAGCCCUCACAUGGUGUUCCUGUCCCAGAGUGUGCUGACUGGCGAUAGCUCACUGUGCGGAGCAAGGCUCUGCCACGAGGUGGCCCAUGCCUGGUUUGGAUUGGCUAUCGGGGCACGUGACUGGACUGAGGAGUGGAUCAGCGAAGGCUUCGCCACCUACCUUGAGGACAUCUUCUGGGCCCACGCACAGAAGCUUUCCCGUGUCCAGACGGAGGACCAGUGUCAGCUCAAAGCCCUGCUGCGCUGGAGGAGGCUCCGUGAUGAACUGCAGAACUCAGAAGAGGAGCUACAAAUCCUCCGGCCCAAUAAGGAAAGCACAGGGGAGGUGAGCGAAUCGGGUGCCUCGCUGGUGAAGCAUGGCCUCAAUCCAAGCAAAACCUUCAUGCAAGUUCACUACCUGAAGGGCUAUUUUCUUCUGAGUUUUUUGUCAAAUAAAGUAGGUGAAAAACAAUUUCUUAAAUUUUUUCGCAAUUUUGUGGAAAAAUACCAUGGUCAGCUCAUUCUUUCUCAGGAUUUUUUGCAAAUGUUCUUGGAAUGUUUUCCAGAAAUAGAAAGGCAAGGUCUCACCCUUGAAGCUAUUUAUGCCGACUGGUUGGACAGGCCGGGCAUUCCAGAGCCCCUGCUGCACUGGAGCGCCGCUUGGCUACGCUCGGCACCGGUGGAGGAAGUCACCCAGGAGGUUGCAAAAUGGAUUCACUUGAGUCGCGGGCACCGAAAGGGCAGCAAGCGGAAAAGAACAGGGCCCAAGGUGAACUUCAAAGAGGUGACUGCGGAGCAGCUGGUUCUGUUGCUGGAGCUGCUCUUGGAUGAGGCAGAGCUGAGCGGGACAGUUCUGCACAUGCUGAAACGGGUCUACAGCCUGCAGGAGCGAGACGCUGAGGUGAGGCAUCGCUGGUGUGAGCUGGUGGUCAAACAUAAGCACUCAGCUGCAUACAAGGAUGUAGAGCAUUUUCUACUGGAAGACCAGGCCAUGGGUGUGUACCUGUACGGGGAGCUGAUGCUACACGAGGAUGGCCUUCAGCAGGCCCUCGCCAGACGCUGCUUCUCUCGGGCCCAGGAGGACAUGGACAUAGCCGUGCGAAAAGUGGUGGAGGAUAUGAUCUACUGAGCCCAUGCACAUCAGGACCUCCUUCUGCUCUGGAAAGGCAAGACUGGGUUUCCACCCUCACUGCCCCUUCUCCACAAAUAGUCUGAAAUGAAUGGUCAAGGAAUUCAGCAGGCUAUUUGUUAGCACCUCACUGGAGCUACCAGUAGACCAAAGCUUGUUUCGUUUCCAAUUUAUCUUGUCCUGUCAGAACCUGAAGCAGCGGAGGAAACUGCACAAAAUGUAUUGUACCAUUUGUUAAAAUGACCUGAUGUGCGAAACUUGUUUGGACUUAAUGACCUAUGUUUCAGUCCAGGCAGAAGCUCUUCACAAACUUUAUCCAGCAAAAAGGCACUGAGACCAAUGCCCUUCCAUGGGUUCAUAGUCAUAUGGUGUUAGCCACAACGCAAUGCAGAGGGUGGAUUUGACACUCAAUUUCCAAACCAGUUAAACCAAUGGUUACAAAAGAUACAACCAUCUGUAAGAAAUCCCACAUAUAGUUCCUAUUUUAUUUUCUAAAGAGUGAAAUGAGAAAAUAUUUUGAAAAAUGUUCAAUUUUUUUGUAAUGUUGUAGGACAAAAAUCACAAAAACUGUAAAGGGUUUUCUUAUUAAGCUACACAUGAAGGGUGGAGAAUAAAAUACUUGCAUCAACACUUAACAUCUCUAGAAACUCUGGACAUCAGGCUGAAAAUACAGCUAAAUGAUCCCAAAUCCUGACUAGCCAGUAACUAGCAAUCUUUACCAAGGCCCCUCAUUAUAUAAGUGGGGAAAAAUAAAUAUUU
Scleropages formosus (Asian bonytongue) is the source of this 3903-nucleotide messenger RNA. It is a transcript of the gene aopep, whose product is annotated as aminopeptidase O (putative). NCBI's taxonomy places the organism in Eukaryota, Metazoa, Chordata, Actinopteri, Osteoglossiformes, Osteoglossidae. Gene Ontology annotation, cellular component: nucleolus. The transcript is spliced from 16 exons. The record is from RefSeq and is a predicted model, not a curated record. Gene Ontology annotation, molecular function: metalloaminopeptidase activity; zinc ion binding. The coding region runs from base 550 to 3144 and encodes 864 amino acids.